ACGGCGGCGACGGGGGUCGUGACCCCUAACCCGGCGAGCGGGAGCCGCCACUCGAGCAGCUACGAGCUGCAGAUGCGGCCGCUGGAGCCGGUGGCGGGGGGGGCGGCGGCGUCGGCCACGGGGGCGGCAGCGGCGCGGAGGGCCGAGAGGGACGGGAACUAUCCAGCGGCGGAGGAGGAAGAGGAGGAAGGUGGCGAGCAGCCGCAGCGGCAGUAUCAGCAGCAGCAGCAGCACGAGUCGGCGGACUACAUCUCGUACUACCACGACUACCCGGUGAACACGCGCGUGUCCAUCAUCAGCGACGGCGCCUUCGACUUCGUGCCCGCGACGCCGACGCUGUCGCCGGCCGAGAAGGCGUUCUUCGAUCGCGGCGACGUGCCGAAGGAGGAGGAGAGGGAGGAGGAGGACGAGGAGGUGGAGCUGCUGCUGCGGCAGACGGAGGAUGCGACGGUGGCAGCGGAGGUUCAGACGAGGGAGAAGAAGAAGAAGAAGAAAGAGGAGGAGCUGGAGGAGGAGGAGGAGGAGGAGGAGGAGCGUGACACUGAAGCCGGUUUUGACGACGGACGAGUGCCCGGAGGAAAGAAGCGCGUGGCGUCAGGAGAGCAUGGGGCGGAGGCGGAGGAGGAGGUGGAGGAUUGGGAAGUCCUGGAAGAGGAGGAGGAAGGAGAGGAGGAGGAGGAGGACGUCGGGCGACAGAGGCGGGAGCGCCGGGGGCAGACGAGGGGCGACGAAGGGGACGUGGCGGGGGCCAUCAAAUCGGAGCGGGAGUUUGACGACGAGCCGCAGUUCCGGUUCACGUUCCCGGAACCGGAGCCGGCACGGCCGGCCCAUUCGGGGCCUCCGCGGUGCGGCGCCGAGGAGUCCCCCGAGGCGUCGCGCCGGCCUCCCGCUCGGCAAAACCCAGAGCCGGAGUCGCCGCCGGCACGAUCGCGGGAAUCGAAACCGCGGCCGGAGUCGCCGGCGAGGCCCCGCGGGGCGUCGCCGCGUGACCCCGCCGCGGAGGAGGAGCAGGAGGAGCGGAAGGAGGGCAAGGAGGGGCCCGAGCGGAGGAAGAGGCCGUCGGUGUCCAAGGCGGCGAAACCGAAAGUGGAGGUCAUCGAGGAGGUCAUCCGCGUGCGAGACAGAACACCGGAGCAGAAGGCCAUCCUGACGUCCAUGCUGGUGCUGCUCUUCAUCGGCCUCUCCGUUCUCUUCGCUCACGUCUUCAGCUGAAGAGCGAGAGGUCACGGGAGACGGCACGGCAGGGGAGGGGGAGGGAGGGAGGAGGGGGGGUGAUCCGGCGCACGGAAGGAGGGCGAGAAGAUUUUGUUGUUGUUGUCGUCGUUGUCGUCACGAGCUGGCGUUGCUUUGAAGAUGAAACGGAGGAAUUGAAAAACGCCACGACCACCGGUCUGAGAGGGGUGGCGGUGGGCGGUGGGCGGGGGGCGGGGGG
Molecule: messenger RNA, 1432 nt
Organism: Petromyzon marinus (sea lamprey)
Lineage: Eukaryota; Metazoa; Chordata; Hyperoartia; Petromyzontiformes; Petromyzontidae
Source: RefSeq, a predicted model, not a curated record